This is a messenger RNA of Xyrichtys novacula (pearly razorfish), 5474 nucleotides long. NCBI's taxonomy places the organism in Eukaryota, Metazoa, Chordata, Actinopteri, Labriformes, Labridae. The record is from the annotation of a GenBank genome assembly.
GGAAAAAAGUGGUGCGCAGUACAACACAAACACUGGAUGGCGAGCGAAUCGUUGAAUGGCAUGUAACAAUCUAGCGUUUGAACAAGUUUUUCACUUAUAUUAUCGUCAUAUUACGAAUAGUUGUGCUAUUGAACCUGUAAACCAGUAUCCAAGACAUGUCUGCUGUUUGUGUUUUUGACGUUAUAUUGCAAAAUAUGAGCUUUAGUUAACCGAGCAACUAGCAGACAUUAGCCGAUAGUUCUUUUCCGGAGCGCUUUGUUUCUAAUUAUUCAUCGCUUUAAACUUUAUUUAUAAUCCUCUUUGUAACUUUACUUGACCCUGACCUUGACAAUCAGAAUAAGAAGUCAAUAAUAAGUAGUUAUGCAAGCAUUUGCAGCAUAUGAAGACACGCUAACGAUAGUGAUAAUAGAUAACUCCUGUCAUGUGAUGAUCUCUCAAUAUCCUCUUUUUAUUUAGUGGGAGCACGCUGGAGGAUUAUUUGAGUAAGUUGCAUCGCUGGUUAUCUCUCUAAGAAAUUAGCCAUGCCUACCGUGGUUUUAAUGGACGUGUCCCUGUCCAUGACACGACCUGUGACUGUGGACGGUACCGAGGAGUUUCAGAGGAAGAAUCUGGCAGUCCACGGAUUAAACAUGUUGUUUGAACACAUGGCUUCAAACUACCGUCUGGAGUUCACGUCUCUGAUGGCCUUUUCAUCCCUCUGGGAGCUCCUGGUGCCUUUCACCAGAGACUACAAUGCAUUACAGGUAGAGAGCAGUUUGUUCACCUUAAUGGUGCUUCAUCCACUAAAUCCAGUAUUCUCUUUGGGGUCCCCCAGGGAUCAAUCCUGGGUCCUCUAUUAUUCCUAAUUUAUAUCAAUGACUUGCCUACGUCCUAUAAUAACCUUCUCCCCGUGUUAUUUGCUGAUGACACCUGUUUCAUAGAUGUUCAUGCAAACUUUGAGACUCUCGUUGCUCGAGUGAAUGAUGAAUUAUCUUCUGUUGUUAACAGGUUUCUGACUAAUAAGCUAACUCUUCGUAUAAAAAAUGUAGCUUUAUGAUCUUCUGCAACAAAAACAAAUCUUAUACUAAAGAAGAAGCCAAAAUAUCAAUUAUGGUAUCUUUAUAUGAACUAUUGUCAUUUUUUGUGGUGUGCAACAUAUCCAACUUACCUCUAGAAAAUAUUAUGAAUCCAGAAAAGAUUCUUAAGAAUGAUAUCACGAUCCAGCAAACACAAACCUUCUGCACCUCUCUUUUCUAAAUACUCCAUCUUACCGAUUAACAAACUCAGUGUCUUUCACUCUUGCUGUAUGUCCACAAGUUCAUCAAUAAGAAACAAGACCUUCCUGAAACUUUCAGAAACUUUUUUACCUUUUUAUCCGACCUUCACCCGUACUCAACAAGACAAAAUGGCCAUCUUCAGUCACCUUUCUGUCAAACUUCUUGUCAUCAGUCUAAUAUCACUUUUAGAGGACCGAAACCAUGGAAUAAUCUGGAUGCAUCUCUAAAAUCAAUAUCAUCCUUCAAAUCCUUUAAAAUAUCAUUCAAAUCUCAUCUAAUCAUGUCUUAAACACAUCAUUAUUUGUUAUGAUCAUGUCUUUUCCUUUUUAUGAAUACUUAUAUUGUCUCUAUCACUGGUUGAUGAUUAGUCUGUGUUCUGUUUAUGACAGUUUGUAUCUGUUUGACCUUUCCCUGAUAAUUGUGUAUUUAUAACCUGUCUAUGUCCUAUCUACUCUGUUGUUUGCACCCUGUGCCUUCACUGCCCUGACGGGAGUGGAACUCUGUCUAAGCCUAUCGGCUUCAUUCCCUCCUUGCACUGUUUUUUAAUCUGUGCUAAAUAAAUAAAUACAAAUACAAAUGUCUUAUAUCAUGAGGUACUUGUAAUAAGAUUAACAGCUUUCUGAUUCUCUUAAAAAUUUAUUACUUGGUUUGUAGAUGAGUUUAACAUUACUAUAUACAGUAUAUAUGUUUUUUUUCUGUACAGGAGGCUCUGAGCAACUUGGAAGACUAUGACAAGACCUGUGUUGAAUCAGCCCUUCAAGGGGUCAGUAAUGUGGUUCAGCAGGAGUGGGGCAGCGCUUGUCCCUGUCAGGUACUUUAUUUCUUUACACAAUAUUUACACACCUCUUCUUCUCCAUGUUGGUUGCAGCUACAUGUGCCCUUGCAUCUUGUUGCACAUGAUUGUGUUUAUGUACCAUGUCCUUUGUCCUGUAGGUGGUGCUGGUCACUGAUGGAUCUCUUGGUAUUGGGAAGGGUUCCCUACGUCACUCCCUCCAAACACUGAAGCAGCGUGGAGAUGACAAGAAGUUCCCGCUCCCUUUCCCUUUCCCUACCAAACUUUUCAUCAUGUGUGUAGCCAAUGCAGAGGAGGUACUGAAGCACAUGUGUUUGGGUGUUUUUUUUCUUCUCUUGGAUUUUUCCAUGUACUUGUAUUUGAAUUGAACAUGGAGCAUCAUGACAUGUAUUAAGUUUAGGGUAGUGGCCUCCCGUUAGUCAAAAUGUCUUAGAAAUUGUUCAACUGGUAGGGAUGAAAACAUUAAGGGCAGAUCAGUGCUUACAUUUUUCUUUCUGCAUAAAUAUAACCCCUUGUCUUUUGUUAUUUCAGUUACAGAUGACUGAUGCCAUGGAUAACUUAGAAGAACUACUUAUUCUCAGUGGAGGGGAUGGGCAGAUCUUCACUAUGGAAGGACCACUUUGCAUGAAGAGUGUACAGGCCAUGUUUGGGUAUGAUGCUGACUUUGAGAGUAAACUCUACAUAAAAGGAACUCUUUUUUCCUGUUUCACAUAUUUACUGAAGAAUCUUUAGUAAAUGUAUGUCAUUUUGUGUCUUUAGGAGGCUGAUUGAUCAUGCAUACUCUCCCUUCCAUGCUGUUCUGCACUGUGGGAACUUGUCCUCAGAUGUUCAGGUUUUCCCUCGACCUGAACCUGUUGUAAUGGAUGAGGAGGUGGAGCCCAUGCCAAGAACAGUCAAUACGGGUAUUUGCUCCACAUGUGAUUCAUCUGAGUUUAUAUCCUGUAAAGUUUAUAUCCUGUAAAUAUAUUUAAAGUAACAUCUCAUUCUGCUGUAUGUAUCCCAGAUUUGGAAAUUGUGGGCUUCAUUGAAAUUGCUGACAUCUCCAGUCCUCCUGUUAUAUCCAGACACUUGGUUCUGCCGACUGCUCCAAACAAAGGUUAGUGUUAAAAACUUUUUCAUAAAAAUCAACUUUUAUGGACAAAUCAGCUGUUUAGCACGUCCAGAAUAACCUACAUUUUCUAAGAUUUUAAGGUCAAACUAUGUUUAUUUGAAACAGAGCAGCACACAUAAGUUAAAAGUGAUCAAAUGUAUAAACAAGCUUGUCAUUCAUGGAAUUAUGUUUUCUUUAUACUUUAUUUCAGAAGUGGAUGAUUUAGGUACUGGAACUACAGAUGAGCUUGAAGAGGAACCCUCAGCCAGUCAAAUGGCGGGCAAAAGUCCAAACUUUUGUGUUCUUUUACACGGCAGUCUUAAAGUUGAAGGCAUGGUGGCUCUGGUCCAGCUAGGGUGAGAUACAACCACAUAAUUAAUAUGAAAUACAUUUUAUUGCAUGGUGUUUGAAAUUAUUGAGUAUGAUUGAGUCUUACUCGAAGUGAAUAAUUUACUGUUUUUUUUAAUUGUUAUGAACUGUUUCUGUUUUUUGGGGUUUAGGUCUGAGUGGUACGGCAUGCUCUACUCUCAGGCGGACAGUAAGAAGAAAUCGAACCUGAUGAUGUCUCUGUUUGAGCCAGGUCCAGAUCCUCUGCCUUGGCUUGGCAAGAUCUCACAUUUAGGACCGAUAUCAGGUAAACUUCGCCCCUUUAAAAAUGUGUGGUUGAUUCUCUGUCCGCUUGGCAUACUUUUAUAUCUUUAACUUGUCAAUGAGGGUAUAAUGUGCAAAUUGUAGGUCAAAUCUGGGAUAUGGCACCUUUAACCUGGGUGUAACUUUUUACGCACCUAUGAGUUGGCAAAUAAUUGUUUAUUACUAUAAAGGCUUCUCUGAAUGUGGACAUAACCGAGCAGUUAAUAAUUUACAGUUUUAUCACCAAGUAAGUGUACUUUGAUCAUGAUAGUGACUUCUCUCCCUGUCUCAUAUUUUAGAGGCUGCUGAAAAUCCUUAUGGAGAAGAUGACAGCAAAAGUCCUUUCCCUGUGCAGCCACAGGCCAAACGAAGCUAUGCCCAGAACGUCACUGUGUGGAUUAAAGCCAGUGGACUCCAGGUAUACAAGAGUCUCAGUAUAAGAGCUGGAUCAUUUGUUCAAGUCUUUGGAGAGACAGCAGUUGGUUUUUGUUGUCAGGGUAAUUUUUUUGGAAAGCGAGGUCUUCACAAAGUGCAUGUGCAGUGGUCCUGAGAGACAAGGGAUUGGGUCCCUGUAAUAUGUUACAAAAAAGGACCUUUUAAUGAUAAGUAAUGAUAGUUUUUACUGUCAUGCAUGAGAAAAGGCUGGAGUGGACUGAUUACCCAACUCACAAAUAAACUCUACAGCUAAGAUUUUAUUUCCUUUACAAAUAUCAUUCAUAAUUAGAUUAUAUAGGUUAUGGUAAUUCAGUGACUCUAACAGUCAUACUGUAUAUUGAUGCAUGCCAAAGUAUUUUUAUUCACUAGUUCAAGUGUGAUGAACAGUUUAAAAAUGUAUGCAUCAUCUCUAGUCUUUAAUGAUUCUUGUUAAUGCUGUCACUCUACAGACUGAUGUACAGAAAAUCCUGAGAAAUGCAAGGAAAUUGCCAGACAAAACUCAAACCUUCUAUAAGGUAAGUUUAGCUAAAUUUGCCUUUUGGUUUUUGUUGUUGUUCUGUAUAAAUGAUUCUGAUGUAUCUGUCAGGAGCUCAACCGUCUUCGGAAAGCCGCCCUGGCUUUUGGUUUCUGGGAGCUCCUCAAGGGAGUGGCUGAUCUGCUGGAGAGAGAGUGCACCCUGCUGCCUGACUCUGCCCACCCAGAUGCUGCCUUUCAGCUUUCACACGCUGCACAACAACUCAAACUGGCCAGCACUGGUGACUCCCAGUAUGCAGCUUUCGAUCACAACAUUGCUCCCAUGCACACAGACUUCUCGAGCUGAGCAACGGUGGAAUUAGUGAAAAUGAACUAAGACGCAGAGGCCCCAGCUCCGGUCUGAUGUGGAAACAGCAUUUGUGUGUCGAACAAACCCAAGAAAGAGGCGGCUUGUAAGACUUGUAUGUGGAAUCUAAAUAAGCCUGGUUCAUCACCUUCCUCCUUGUGGAGAAGCCCAAAAAAGGGGAAUAAUACAUGAUGUGUUUGUAAAAAUGUUCAUGUGUACAGAUUUUAUACAUGUUUCUUUGUAGGUUCUUUUCAAAAGUUACUGUAUUAAAACCGUUUUUAUUCAGUGCCACAUAACUGCCUAGAAAAGACUGCUGGAGCUUGAACUUAUGGUGUGAAUGAAAAAUAACACAAUAAUAGAAGAAAAGGAAGAGACACACACACAACUCCUUAACACAGGCUUUUAAGAGUAAAGGGAACAUGAUGCAUUAAAUUGUUCUUUUAGCAGUAA